Brassica napus (rape) is the source of this 459-nucleotide messenger RNA. RefSeq lists its product as uncharacterized. The coding region runs from base 1 to 459 and encodes 152 amino acids. Lineage: Eukaryota; Viridiplantae; Streptophyta; Magnoliopsida; Brassicales; Brassicaceae. The transcript has a single exon. The record is from RefSeq and is a predicted model, not a curated record.
AUGAGACCCAUCGGAACAUCAGCAUUACCAGAAGCCAAUGAGGCUGAAAAGAAAGAUCCCAAAGAAUGCAACCACGUCCAUGAUAAUAAGAAGUCACACGGCAAAUGCCGUAGUAGAUUCAAGGGACGUGGCCGUGACAGAUAUGGCCGACAAGGAAACCACAAUAACCAUGGUCGUGGUUCCAGCCAUGGCCGAGGUAAUUAUGGCUGUGGUCGAGGUGGCAUAUCCAAACCGUCUUACUCGACCAAAUCAGCUUGUCACAGAUGCAGGAUGAAAAACCAUUGGGCAAAGAAUUGUAGAACCCCUAAACAUCUAUGUGAGCUAUAUCAACAGAGCCUUAAGAACAAGAAUCCGGAAUCCCAUAUGGUUCAUGAUACCAGGUAUGAUGUUGAUGAUGAUUCCGACCUUGAAAGGGACGACCUCUUGGAUUUUGAGACUUCUGAUUGUCUCAAAGACUAA